ACAGUACCGUAGCGAACGUCGCGUUGCACAGACGCGUCUGUGCGUAACGUUCACGGAUCACGAGACUCGCGUGUGAUAUCCGACAAAAAAGUUUCUCUUACAGUGUUGUUUUCAGUGAACGGUUGAAAAAAAAACUAUCAAAUGUGCGAUUCUAUUUAAGCAGGAAUGGAUGGAGAAAACCGGAUAAUUUUAAACGUAGGCGGCAUAAGAUACGAAACAUAUAAAGCGACUCUUAAAAAGAUCCCCGCGACGCGCCUCUCUCGGCUGACAGAGGCGCUCGCCAACUACGACCCGGUGCUCAACGAGUACUUCUUUGAUAGACACCCCGGGGUCUUCGCACAAGUCCUCAACUAUUACAGGACUGGAAAAUUACAUUACCCCACAAAUGUGUGCGGUCCUCUGUUUGAAGAGGAGCUGGAGUUCUGGGGGCUGGACUCCAACCAGGUGGAGCCCUGUUGCUGGUCUACAUACAGUAUUCAUAGAGACACUCAGAAUACCUUGGCGAUUUUGGAUAAACUGGACAUUGACAGUGAAAAACCUUCAGAGGAGGAAAUCGCUAGGUUAUUUGGGUAUGAAGAGGCCUAUUUGGCCGGAGAACUCGGCGUGUGGCAGAGGCUCAAGCCCAAGGUCUGGGCACUGUUUGAUGAACCUUCAAGCUCACCACCCGCAAAGGUGAUAUCGGCUAUGUCCGUCUUCUUCAUCUGCGUAUCGGUCCUUUCCUUCUGUCUGAAGACACAUCCCGACUUGCGGGUGCCAAGGCCGACGCUGGAGCCACCUGUGAACGGCUCUUGGAACUACACCUUCGUUGAAACUUCCCUGUGGCACGACGAUGACGGCCAGCCACAUGUGGCCUUCUUCUACAUAGAACUAGUUUGCAAUGUAUGGUUCACCAUCGAAUUGUUGGUGCGAUCUGUGGUAGCCCCGAAUAUAAUAGAGUUUGUGAAAUCCCCAGUGAACAUUAUAGACUUUAUAGCGACACUCAGUUUUUAUAUGGAUGUGGUGGUGGAAUUGACAGUUGUGAAACAGUAUGUGGAUAAAGCAGACAUAUUGGAAUUCAUAUCGAUAAUAAAGAUUCUAAGGCUAUUCAAGCUGACGAGGCACAGUCCAGGGUUGAAGAUAUUGGUGCACACCUUCAAGGCGUCAGCGAAGGAGCUGACGUUACUAGUGUUUUUUCUGGUGCUCGGCAUUGUGAUAUUCGCCAGUUUGGUGUACUACGCGGAGAAAUCGCAGGAUAACCCGGAAAAUCAAUUCAAGUCAAUCCCGUUGGGCCUCUGGUGGGCCAUCGUUACCAUGACGACGGUCGGCUACGGAGAUAUGGCACCUAAAACUUACCUGGGAAUGUUUGUAGGCGCACUCUGCGCGCUAGCAGGUGUGCUUACCAUCGCUUUGCCUGUUCCAGUCAUCGUGUCAAACUUCUCAAUGUUCUAUUCGCAUACACAGGCGCGGUCAAAACUGCCUAAGAAGAGGCGGCGCGUUCUACCCGUUGAACAACCACGAAGGAAACGCGAUGCCAGUGCCUCUAAUCGCCGCGUAAAUGCAGUAAAACAUCCCGUGGUAUUGAAGGAAUUGUCUCCUGGAAGUAAUAAAUUUGGUGUCAACGGAAUGAAUAUGAUCAGCCUAGCACUUCAAGGGCCUCCAAAUCUACUACGGCCUCCAGCCACCGCAGCUCAGCCAUUACAAGCUAGAGCACCAAUCGUUGAGAGUCCAAUAGUCAACACGCAGUCCGGAGCCAUAUCCCUAGCGUCAUUACAACCACCACUGAUGACUGCCCCACCCCUGCAACCAAGGCCUGCAACCACCGGCUCCCUAGAUCUGAUGCUACCGUUGCAACCAAAACUGUUACCCGGAUACAACCUCCAGUCUUCAUUUCUAUCCAACACCCUUUCAACUGUACGACCACCAGAUUUACCCGAUAAGAAAGACAAUGAUAGUUUUAAGCCUAGAGUAGAAGUAAUAGUUGAAAGGAGAGAAUCAGUAUCUGAUAGCUCAACGCGUGAUAGUAAUGUAGGUAAUUCUGCAAGGAGUUGUGAAAAUAUAGAUAGGGUUUCCGAUCAAGUAAAUGUAUAUAGUGUAGAUGACAGUGACAAUCGCAGAGUAGUAAACGAUGCGUUCAGUGUAACAGAAUCUGAUUCUUACAAUGAUGAAAUUAAUUCUAACGUUAUUGAUUCGAAAACAGUUGAGACUUGUUUGGUGAGUAGUUCAAACGAUAAUAGCCCUAAUAAUAAUUCUUACUAAUUUGUUAUAUGUUGUAAACAAGUUCAACUGAAAUAUAUGUGACAUUCUUAAUGUGAAACCCCAAAUUAGAUUAUAGAAUGUCACUCAUUAAAACUUAUUUUUUCUUUAAGAUUCAAAUAAAUUCUGAUAUUUAAAACAUUAUGAUUUUAAUGUCUUUAAAUAAUGAUGGCAUAAAGAGUGAUAAAAAAAAUAUGUACACUACUGAUGUACAGAAAAUUAACUAAUCAUUCGAUAUUUUGACCAAAGGUAGAAUAGAAAGUAGUUUAUUUAUUGAAUUUUUUGUAUAUUUUGUAAAUUGAUUAUCAUAAAUGUAAAUAUGAUACCUUCACGAAAAAAUACCUGCAAUUGAAUGUGUAAGAUACUUUAUGUUUAUGAGUCAUGUUUUAAUUUAUAUAUCCAUAAAAAAUGUAUGUAAAAGUUAUCCAUAAUUUUGUAGACUCUGAUAGACCAACAAACUUUAAUCUUUGACACAACUCCCGCAAUCGACUC
Molecule: messenger RNA, 2724 nt
Organism: Diatraea saccharalis (sugarcane borer)
Lineage: Eukaryota; Metazoa; Arthropoda; Insecta; Lepidoptera; Crambidae
Source: the annotation of a GenBank genome assembly